CCGCCGGCCCGGCCGGCUCCCCGCGCCGCGCUCCGGGGUUCCGCUCAGCCGCGGUGAGGAAGAAGGGCGGAGCCGCAACGCCUUCCCUCCCGCCCGGACACUAUUCAGCGCCGCGCCGCCAUGGCGGAGGCCGCCAUCCUGCGGGUGCGGCACUGCGGGGCCGCCAUCUUCUGCCGCCGGCCGCCCUCCCGCUGCCCCGCCUGCGGCCGCCUCCUGCGCGGCGCCGGGCUGCCCGCCGCCCCCGUCCGCCUCCCCAGCCCCUUCCGCCACGGCCACCGCCAGCCCCGCGCCUUCCUCCUCCGGCCCGCCGCCGGCACCUUCCUCGGGGGCUACGACGGGGGAUCCGACCUGCACGUCGGCAUCACCAGUACUCACGGCGUGGUGUAUAAUUACAACGAAGAGGGCAUUCACAGAGCUGAAACUGGAUGGGAACAGUGCAUUAGUAUCCCACUAGUACAGCCAGACAUGUUUGGGCUUCUUCAGCAGUGGGAUAAGCUCCUAGAGGAAUUUUCUGUGGGAGAGGCCUGGCUUCCUCACAGGCUGACUGUGCUGAUGGGAUUCUUGCCCAGAUCCUACAUCCAGAUGACUUCUUUGUUGUCAGUGAUCAGAAAUGGGAAACACAGUCAGGCUCAUUUCCAGCUCUUCCAGCUGGUUUGUAACAUUGCUUUGGAUAGUUAAAUACAGAAAGACUUCCACAUAUUUUGAAUUAAACCAGUACGUUCCAGCAAGAACGUUCAGUUCUUUGUAGCUUUCCUUGAAGUGAACGCCCGAUGACAGUGUUACAAGUUACGCAGCCCAGCUAAAACGCGCACUGCCACAUCACCAAGCCUGCUGAUGACAAAGCAGCCUGCUCUCCAAAACACCAGUCCUCGAACUGUUCAUCAGUAACAGUACCUGUAACAAACAGCCCGUCUGAGCAUAGUUCUGUGAACUGUUGCUCACAGUUCUGAGCAUGUCUGUUGAUGUCAUCUUAUAUAAAAGAAGAAAAAAACCCACAAAAGAUCAAAAGCAGGUUUUAGCAAUUCAGUGUGUGCUUGACUCUAAAAUUUUAGAGAUAAUGUAUUAUCUUCCUGAUACCAGGGGAUGAAAGAAUAUGACCUAGAGUACAAUUUUUAAAUGCCUGUGGAACUUGUAAAGCCAAUAGGAUUUGUGUCUCGUACUUAAGCAGUUCCCAGUGCCUUAACAUUAUUACGAAAACUAACUUGAUGUCAAAAAAGCAUUGGUAGAAGGUGGGUAGGUGUGUGCAUCUCUUCUACAAGCUUUUCUUUGCUUGUCCUCCGUCUGCCACCUCCUGACAAAGUGACCUACUUUUUCCACAAAUACACCAGUGACCACUAAACUGCUGAAAACCAACCUUUUUUUUUUUUUAAAGAUGUUAAAUUAACUCUUUAUUUUUUCAAUGGACAGGAACUGUGCUAAACUAACCCUGUAGCUCCUCUGGGUUCAGGCCAAGCCCGAUUCUAAUUUUCGUGACUGCUUUUCAUUUACUGGAAGGAUGGUAUAUAACAGCAGCAAAGAAUAGCAGCCACAGCCAUGACCGACAGUAUCUUAAAUUACUGAUUUGCUUGUCGGGAUAUAAAGACACACUUCCCAAAAAUGAGGUGCUAACUGGAAGACACAGAGGGUAGUAAGAAGUGUAUUACAGAAUCUUUUGCAUUAUAAAUACAAAGAUAGCGUGCAAACAGAAAUGAGGUGUUGCGUGCUUUGCUCAAUUGUGGAACUGAUUCAGGAAAGCAUUGUGUACUCAUAAAAGUUAUCCAGACGUGCUGCGGCUCUCUGCAGGCUCAGCCCUGAGCUGGUGAACCCAACAAUUUUUUCAGUGUCGUUUCCAGAGGUUUUGUACUGCACAGUAAUGAUGGCCACUCCUGAAGUUACUCAUCAUUAUUUUUCUUAACAAUUAUUUUGGUAAAGUAAGUAGACCGUAGCAAAUCACUUGCUUACUGAAUGGGAGCUCAUAGGUCACUUCAGAUACCCUUAAAAGAGCUUUGAAGAAGACAGUGAGCUGUCCUGAACUGGGCUCAGGGUCGCAGGGUUGCUUUUGACAGCCAUAGCCCUCAGAUCUUGCAAAAACACCUUGUAAAUGCCCAGGGCUGACAGGCAAGCCUCACAGAAGAUUCCAUGUGGCAACACGGACCAUGGAGCCACUGACAGUACAAGGCAAGGAAUGAGUCACGGGGCCAGGAAGAACAAGGGAAAAAUGACACAGGAUGAGGCAGUUACUGAAGAAGCUUGAAGGUUAGGCAGAUGGCAAACAGGAAUCUGAGCAGGUCUGUAUCAAAUGCAGUUACACAGGGCCAGUGGAAAAAGCAGCACAAUGUGGGGAGGGAGUGGAAUAAAUUACUGAAGUUGUUAGUGGUCAACAUGAAGCAUUUGGGAGAAUCUGAGAAACAUUCUGACAGUGACAAGAACAGGUAAGUACCAUAUGCUCCUAGGGCAGGGUAGUGGGGG
Molecule: messenger RNA, 2448 nt
Organism: Harpia harpyja (harpy eagle)
Lineage: Eukaryota; Metazoa; Chordata; Aves; Accipitriformes; Accipitridae
Gene: MKRN2OS
Product: MKRN2 opposite strand
Exons: 4
Coding region: 121-678 (185 amino acids)
Source: RefSeq, a predicted model, not a curated record